UCCUUCCUCACUAAGGGGAGGGGAGAGGUGUUCUGGCCGGGCAGGGUGGGAAGGGGUGCUUGGGUGGGAUUGUGACAUAAGAUUGCCCUGGUAGCAUGGAGCAGAUCUGGACCUCAGCCUAAUAAAGGUGACAUAACUAAAGGUGUCAUAAAGACAGGGCGGGGCGCACGCUCAUAAAGGGCAUGAGCAUCUCCGGGCUGCCAGAAUGGCUCCCAUCGAGUGCGCAGCACCAGCCUGUGUCAUGUCUUGGCUGUGUUUCUGGGGCCCGUGGCCCCUCGUUACGUGGCAACUAUUGGGUCUGCUAGUCAAGGAUGCUCAGCCUCUGGUGUGGGUCAAGGACCCUCUCCAGCUGACCUCUAACCCCAUGGGGCCACCUGAGCCCUGGUCUUCCCGCUCCUCCCAUCUCCCGUGGGAAUCUCCCCAUGCACUUGCUCCCCCAGCAGCCCCGGGGGACUUUGAUUACCUGGGGCCCUCUGCUUCUUCGCAGAUGUCAGCCCUGCCCCAGGAAUCGACUGAACAUUUGCCUCCAUUCCUGGACACGGAUUCAGCUGGAGAGCUGCCUCUGGGGCCCGAGCAGUUCUUGGCUGCACAGCAGGAUUUAAAUGACAAGCUGACUCCGCAAGAAAGGCGCCCAGAGGUGCUUCCACUGCUGGAUGGGGAUCAGAACCAGGCCACAGUUCAGCUUCCUCGCCUCAAAAAUAAGGUUCAAACUGCAGAUCUAGAUCGGGCUGCAGGUCAUCAGGCAGAUGAUAUACUUGUUCCACUACACAGUAAGGUUUCAAAACCAACCAAAUUUGUUGUUUCGCCCAAGAACCUGAAGAAAAAUCUAGCUGAGCAUUGGAGCCUUGCUGAGAUUAUUGGGAUUCCACACCAAUUAUCCAAACCUCAGCGUCAGAAACAGACUUUGCAGGAUGAAUAUUUGAGUAUGGACACACUGUAUCCCAGCAGCCUGCCUCCAGAACUCCGGGUGAACGCAGAUGAGCCUCCAGGGCCACCUGAGCAAGUUGGACUUUCUCAAUUCCAUCUAGAGCCCAAAACUCAAAAUGCAGAGACCCUGGAAGACAUUCAGUCCUCUUCACUCCAGGAAGAAGCCUCAGUACAGCUUCCACAGCUCCCUCAGGAGGUAGAACCUUCAACCCAGCAGGAGUCCCCAGCUCUGCCUCCAGAGUCCUCUAUAGAGAGUCUAGCUCAAACUCCACUGAAUCAUGAAGUGACAGUUCAACCUCCAGGUGAGGAUCAAGCUCAUUACAACUUGCCCAACAUUACCAUUAAACCUACCAUGACUUCAGAGCCCCAAAAUGAGGCAGAAUCUGCCCAAGCCCAGAAGGAGGCCAAAAUUCAGGCUCCAGAGGAGGUGGAACCUUCUGCAACCCAACAGGAGGCCCCAACUGAGCCACCAGGUCCUCCCAUGGAGGCUGAACUUUCCCCCAGUGAGCAGGAGCAGCCAGCUCAGCCUUCUGAGUCUUCUGGGGAGGUUGAAUCUUCUCCAGCCCAGCGGGAGGCCCCAGCUCAGCCCUUAAUGUCCCCUGAGCAGUUUCAACGUUUGAAAGACCAGCAAGACAUAAUUCAGCAGCUAAGUAGACCUGAAAAUUAUGAACUUCCUCCAGUCCGUAAAGAGACCACAACUCAGCCUCCAUCUCAGCUCUCCCCAGACUUUGGAAGUUCACUGAAUGAUGAAGCAAUAGGUUCACCUCUAGAUGUGUCAUAUCUAGAUCUAGAUAGGGAGCUUACCAAACCUACAGCAGUCACUAUGGGGGUAGAACCUUCUCCAGCCCAGCAGGACAACCCUCCUAUUCUCGUUGAACAGGCUGACUUUUCUCUAGCCCAGCCUGAUCUCCCUUCCCUGCCUCUGCAUUCUCCUGAAAAGAUUGAAUCUCCAGUCCACCAAGAGGCCACAGCUCAGACUCUAGAUCCCCCUAAGGAGGCAGACCCUUCUCCAGUCCAGCAAGGGCUCCCAGCUGAGCCACCAGAGCCCCAUAAGGAGGUUGAACCAUCUGCAACCCAGCAGGAAGCCUCGGGUCAUCCUCGCAAGUCCACUGUAGAGGUCAGUCCACCACAGUGGGAGAUAGCAGCUCAGCCAUCAGAGCCACCUGAGAAGGUCAAACCAUCUCCAGUCCUACAGCAGGCCCCAACUCGGCUUUUAAAGCCACCUAAAGAGGUAGAAUCCUCUCCAGUCCAGCAGGCAGUCCCUGCUCAGUCUUCAGACCCUGCUAUGGUGACAGAACCCUCUCUGACCCAGCAGAUGGCCCCAUCUUUGCCUCCAGAGUUCCCUCAGGAGGUAGAACCAUCUGUAACUCAGCAGGAGGUUCCAGCUCAGAUUCCAGAGCCCCCUAUGGAGGCAGAACCUUCUCUGACCAAGCAGGAGGCCACAGUUCAGGCUCCAGAGUCCCCUAAGGAGGUAGAACCUUCAAGGCAGCAAAUGGUCCCAGUUCAGCUUCCAGAGCCACCUAAGGAAGUUGCUGCUCAACCUCCAGCUCAUUAUGAGGUGACAGUCCCAACACCAGGCCAGGAUCCAGCUCAGCACUCAACAUUGCCCAGUGUCACUGUUCAACCUUUGGGCCUGGGACUUUUCAUCAUUCCAGAAUCCAUGAUAGAGGUUGAACUUUCUCCAACCAUGCAGGAGACCCCAACUCAGCCUCCUAAGAAAGUUCUACCCCAACUUGAGGUUAAACCAUCUCCAACCACGGAGGAAACCUCAGCUCAGCCUCCAGACCCGGGGCUUGCCAUAACUCCAGAACCCACUCCAGAGAUUGGACAUUCCACAGUCCUGGAGAAGACUACAGCUCCUCGUCCAGACCAGGUUCAGACUCUGCAUCGAAGCCUGACGGAGGUCACAGGUCCACCUACAAAGUUAGAAUCUUCGCAGGAUUCAUUGGUGCAGUCUGAAACUGCACUAGAGGAACAGAAGGCCUCCACAAGCACCAACAUGUGUGAGCUCUGUACCUGCGGAGAUGAGACUCUGUCAUGUGUUGAUCUCAGCCCAAAGCAGAGGCUCUACCAAGUGCCUGUGCCAGAGCCCAACACCUACAAUGGCAUCUUGACCACCUUAAAUUUCCAAGGAAACUAUAUUUCAUACAUUGAUGGAAAUGUAUGGAAAGCAUACAGUUGGACCAAGAAACUAAUUCUCAGUGAAAAUUAUUUGACUGAAUUACAUAACGAUUCAUUUGAAGGCCUGCUAUACCUCCAGUAUUUAGAUUUAUCCUGCAAUACAAUACAACAUAUUGAAAGACGUACAUUUGAAUCACUACCAUUUUUGCAGUAUAUAGAUCUGGGCUGCAAUUUAAUUACGGAACUGAGGCAUGGAGCAUUUCAGGCCUGGCACGGAAUGCAGUUUUUACACAACUUAAUUCUCAAUCGCAAUCCUCUGACUGCUGUCGAAGAUCCAUAUCUCUUUGAACUGCCGGCAUUAAAAUAUCUAGACAUGGGAACAACGCACAUCACACUUACAACACUCAAGAACAUUCUCACGAUGACUGUUGAACUGGAAAAACUGGGGUCCUGGAGCCAAUCCCCUGCAGACACCGAGGGACAACUCUUCACUCCUUUCUAUUGCUCAGUAAUAUUCCAGUUGUGUGGAUGUAUCAAUUUGUUUAUCCAUUCAUCAAUGUAUGGACAUUUGGGUAGCUUCCAGUUUUUUGCAAUUAUGAAUAAAACUGCUAGAAACACUCAUAUACAGGUCUUUGUGUGAACCUAUGUUUUCAUUUCUUUGGGUAAAUACCUGGGAGUCGGAUUGUUCACAUGCUUAAUGUAUAUUUAACUUUUUAAGAAACUGCUAAACUGUUCCUAAAGUGGCUGUGCCAUUUUACAUUUCCACCAGCAUUGUGUGAGAGUCACAGUUGUUUCACAUCUUCAGCAUUUUUUUUUUUUUUUUUUUUUUUUUUUUUGCAACACAGUCUUGCUCUAUCCCCAGGCUAGAGUACAGUGGUGCCAUCUCGGCUCACUGCAACCUCUACCUCACGAGUUCAAAGAGUUCUCCUGCCUCAGCCUCCCAAGUAGCUGUAGGCACCCGCCACCACACCCAGCUAAUUUUUAUAUUUUUAGUAGAGACAGGGUUUCACCAUGUUGGCCAGGCUGGUCUUGAACUCCUGACCUCAAUUGAUCCACACCCCCUGGCCUCCCAAAGUGCUGUGGUUACAGGCGUGAGCCACCAUGUCCGGCCCAGCAGAUGUUUUUUUGAGACGGAGUUGUUGCUGGAGUGCAGCAGCAAGGUCUCAGCUCACUGCAACCUCGGCCUCCCAGGUUCAAGCGAUUCUCCUCCCUCAGCCUCCUGAGUAACUGGGAUUAUAGCCACACACCACCAUGCCCAGCUAAUUUUUAUAUUUUUAGUAGAGAUGGGGUUUCGUCUUGUCAGCCAGUCUGGUCUCAAACUCCUGGCCUCACUUGAUCCACCUGCCUUGGCUUCCCAAAGUGCUGGGAUUACAGGCAUGAGCCACCAUGCAUGGCCCAGCCCAGCAGAUUCUUAUAUUUGAGUUUUUAAAAAAAUGUUCACCUUUCUACUGCUAGAUGUGUAGUGGAAUCUCAUUGUGGCUUUA
This is a messenger RNA of Symphalangus syndactylus (siamang), 4532 nucleotides long. RefSeq names its product leucine-rich repeat-containing protein 37B-like. NCBI's taxonomy places the organism in Eukaryota, Metazoa, Chordata, Mammalia, Primates, Hylobatidae. Gene Ontology annotation, molecular function: protein binding. The record is from RefSeq and is a predicted model, not a curated record.